Molecule: messenger RNA, 3790 nt
Organism: Ipomoea triloba (trilobed morning glory)
Lineage: Eukaryota; Viridiplantae; Streptophyta; Magnoliopsida; Solanales; Convolvulaceae
Exons: 2
Coding region: 406-3579 (1057 amino acids)
Cellular component (GO): intracellular membrane-bounded organelle
Source: RefSeq, a predicted model, not a curated record
CACGGAUUUCUUGCAUUAAAAAACUCGCUGUUGACUGCAUCCAUGAUUUUAGUUCUAGUGUCGCCAUCUUCAUCUCCCAUAGGCAUUUGACUUCCAAUUCACACACCCCUUUCUACUCAGUCCUCACCACUCCACCAGCUUCAUCUCCAGUCUUCCCAUUUCCUUUCUGUAAUUCUGUCCAAACGUUUUGAAAGCCCCACUCUCUGCUUCAAUUCUAAGAUCUUAACGGGUUGCUGGUCUUACCUUGCUGAAAAAAACAACGAUCCAAUUCUAGUUUCCAGUUUCCAGUUUAUAUGAAGUUCAACAUUUUCUGGGAUGGGUAUGUUCGGGAAUUGCAGUGGUAUCUGAAAGUCUGAGUCUUGGAAACUGGGUUGAUGAGAAAUACUGAAUUGAUUUUGUUUGAAGAUGAUGGGUUCGUAUGCUAAUUUUUGGAGUGUUUUAGGAAUUGGGUUAUUAUUUCUGCUGUUAGUUGAUUUCUCUCACUCGGAACUUAUUGAUUAUGGAGGGCUUGACUUUGAACCUAGGGCUAGAAAUUCCAUCACCUAUAGCUAUGAAAGAAUUGAGGAGGUGAAGAAGCAAUGUGCCUUUGUUUUAUCAUCUGCUUCUGAAUUGAAGCCUGAUGAUAAUAGAAUGCUUAGCAUAAAGCAAGACCUGACCUUCCUGAAUGGGGAUUGGUGGCAAGAGUCGAAUGGGGCCCCACUAAUGCCAUUUGAUGAUAGGGAUUCAAAGAGUUCACCCGAACCUCGAUAUCCGAUGAACUUAGUUUCCUUCUGGAUUACUGAUGUUGAUCGUGUUCGUCGGUCUAAGAAAUUUGUCAGUGUGAGUGGAUUCCUACAAAUGGGUAUCACUGUGGAGGCAUUGUUUCUGGAAAAACCAUAUGAGAGAAACCCUCAUUUUGACAUAUGGCCUGAUCAUUCUCAGCUUUCUGUCUCCUUUGAAGGAAUAUACACCGAGUCUAAGGAGAACAAUGGGGAAAGGGUGUUGUGUUUGUUGGGGAAUACAAUGCUGCCUUCUCAUCAGCAGGAAUCUAGUGAUCCGUGGGAGUGGGUAAAGGAAUCUGGUUAUACUAAUCAACCGCCUCUUGUGCAAGAUGAUCAAAUUCUGCUUGUGCUUCAUUAUCCUAUCACAAGUACAGUGACAAGCAGAGCCAUACGAGGCAGCAUGAAAAGCUUAAAUGCGAGGUCAAACCUCAAGUACUUUGAUGAAGUUCGUCUCUCUUCUUGGCUUGGAACUUCUUCAAACUACAACUUUGGCUCUGAAAAGGUUGUGUCCCAAGCUUGUGAUCCAUACCCAUAUGAAGAUAGCUUCCUGAGCAGUGACAUUGAUAUCUAUAAAGGCCUUGAUUUUUGUGUUAUUCUUCAAAGAUUCACUCACCAAGAACCCUUAACCGUUGUGCCUAACUGGAAAUGCAAUGGCACUGACGAUUAUUGCAGUAAGCUGGGCCCAUUCAUGUCCAGUGGAGAGAUAAAGGCUACAAAUGGGAGCUUUAAGGAUGUCAAGAUUGUUCUUCAGGAUGUCCGGUGUGAGAAAAUGCCUACCAAAGGAAAUGAAGGUUCUAUUAGGGUCUCUUCGGUAGUUAGAGCAGUGCCUCCAUAUGAAAAGCAAUUCACUGCUGCACACAGAACUGGCCUUAAUAACAUGACUCUUUUUGCUGAGGGUAUCUGGAAAUCCUCCAGUGGGCAGCUUUGUAUGGUUGGUUGUCGUGGCAAUGCUCAUACAGAAGGCAAUGGCUGUGAUUCUCGUAUCUGCUUGUACGUCCCGCUCUCAUUUUCCAUCAAGCAACGGAGCAUAAUUGUUGGCACAAUUUCAAGCAUUGAUGCAAGCAGUAAGUCUUACUUCCCUUUAUCAUUUGAGAAACUGGUCCGGCCUUCAGAGUUGUGGGAUCAGUAUACUGAUUCUCACACAUACUACAAGUACUCGAAGUCUAAGGCAGCUGUUGCAGUUCUCGAGAAAAAUGAGCCAACAUCCCUCGGGUCUAUGUUUAAGAAAGCACUAUUAACAUUCCCAAAAUUGGAAGAUGCGGAUUCUUUUCUUGUUAGUCUUUCUCUUCUUUCUGAAGAUCUCACUAUUCAAUUACCAGCAGUUUCAGAUCUAAUUUCUGAUCCUGUUUCUCAAAGAACUGAAAUUGCAAUGGAAAUUGUCUCUCUUGGUCCUCUGUUUGGUCACUAUGGGUCUGCCAAAAAUGGUUCAGCUACUGAAAAGGACAGUUCUUACCAUUCCCGGGCUGAAUUUUCACAAAAGCAGCUUCUCUUAAAUGUUUCUGCUCAACUCAGUUUUACUGGAAGACUAUACAGUAACUUUUCUGCACUUUUCCUAGAGGGCCUUUAUGAUGAACUUGUCGGAAAGAUGUAUCUAAUUGGUUGCAGGGAUGCUCGAGCAUCAUGGCAAAUCCUACAUGAAAGCAUGGACCUUGAAGCUGGAUUGGAUUGCUUGAUUGAAGUUGUUGUUUCAUAUCCCCCUACAACAUCUCGUUGGUUAGUUAAUCCUAGUGCUAAGAUCUCCAUUUCUAGCCAAAGAAAUGAGGAUGAUCCACUCUAUUUUAGUUCUGUUUCCUUCCAAACAUUCCCCGUUAUGUACAGAAAGCAACGUGAAGAUAUUCUUUCACGCAGAAGCAUGGAAGGGAUCCUUCGCAUCGUAACACUUUCACUGGCAAUUGUUUUCAUUUUAAGCCAGUUGUUUUACAUAAGAGACAAUCUGGAGCUGGUUCCAUACAUAUCCCUCGUCAUGCUAGGCUUCCAAGCUCUUGGAUACAGCCUACCGCUAAUCACAGGUGCUGAGGCUCUCUUCAAGAAGAUGGGUACUGGAGCCAAUGAAAGCCCAUCUUAUGAUCUUGUUAACAGUCAGUGGAUUCGCGUGAUUGAUUAUACCGUGAAGAUUCUUGUACUGGCUGCAUUUCUGAUAACUUUGAGGCUCUGCCAGAAAGUAUGGAAAUCACGGGUCAGGUUGCUGACAAGGGAACCACACCAUGUUCCUAGUGAUAAGCUGGUCUUCAUCAUGACUUUGAUCAUACAUGCUGUUGGAUACAUAAUUGUCCUUAUUACCCAUGCCUCGUCUGAUGUGACCCAGAAACCACUUCGAGCUGAACGUUAUGUGGAUUCAACCGGACAUCUACAGACAUUGCGAGGAUGGGAAACUGAGCUGGAGGAGUACUCGGGUCUCAUCCAAGAUUUCUUUCUGCUUCCUCAAAUUAUUGGCAACUUCAUUUGGCAGAUAAAUUGCAAGCCACUGAGAAAUCUAUAUUACAUUGGGAUAACAUCACUUAGACUUCUCCCUCACCUGUAUGAUUACAUCAGAUCUCCAGUUUCCAACCCUUAUUUCUCAGAGGAAUACGAGUUUGUGAACCCUCGCCUGGACUUUUACACCAAGUUUGGUGACAUUGCGAUCCCAGUAGUUAUGGUUCUUUUAACAGCUAUAGUCUACAUUCAGCAGCGGUGGAGUUAUGAGAAGCUAAGCCAGACUCUUAAACUAGGCUCAAUCAGGCUUCUACCACAACCAUCCAAAGCAUACGAGAGGCUGCCUUCUGCAUCAUUUGAAGCUGAACUUUCAUCUGCGGUCAGUAAAGAUCUUGAUCCCGAAUAAUUAGGCUUACUUUACAUAUUCUCCCUAGAACUUGAGAAACUUUAUGGUUUCCAGUGUACUGCUCUUCUUUGUUUCAAAACCUUUCGUCUCGGAUAACAUUUACUUCAUAGAUUCUUCACUUGUUUCAUGUCUGCAAUUCACAACUCUACUGACAGAACAUACGUCAGUUUGCAAUGGAUAACAGAUUAAAUUUCAAACAGUGCUUGCACUC